Molecule: messenger RNA, 396 nt
Organism: Plasmodium malariae
Lineage: Eukaryota; Apicomplexa; Aconoidasida; Haemosporida; Plasmodiidae
Product: conserved Plasmodium protein, unknown function
Exons: 1
Coding region: 1-396 (131 amino acids)
Source: RefSeq, a predicted model, not a curated record
AUGAACAUGGAUGAUAACAGCAGCUGUAGUACUCGUUUAAAAAAAAUAGAAGAAGAAAAAAGAAACAUAAGUGGGAAUAAUUUAAAUUUGUUGUUAGGAGAUUUGAAAAUGAUGACAGCUUAUGAAAUGUCAUCUGAAUGGAAAGAUACAAAUAUGAUGAACGAAUGUUUUAACAACUUUUCGUGGUUUGAUUCAAGAAUUCUUAAAAACAUACAAAAUUAUUUAAAUGCAGAUGAUGUAGAAAGAUCAAAAAUUGAUUAUGCGUAUAAUACCUUAUUCCCAAAACCAAUUGAUAUAAAAGAUACUAAAUUAAAUAUGAUGUCCUUAUGGAUUAAAUCUCGAAUACAUUAUAAUAAUUCCUUUUUUCCUUUACAAUUAUCCUUAUAUGAUGUGUGA